Clupea harengus (Atlantic herring) is the source of this 3610-nucleotide messenger RNA. RefSeq names its product guanylate cyclase 2g (gene gucy2g). NCBI's taxonomy places the organism in Eukaryota, Metazoa, Chordata, Actinopteri, Clupeiformes, Clupeidae. Gene Ontology annotation, molecular function: adenylate cyclase activity; protein kinase activity; ATP binding. The transcript has 22 exons. Gene Ontology annotation, biological process: cGMP biosynthetic process; protein phosphorylation; receptor guanylyl cyclase signaling pathway. Gene Ontology annotation, cellular component: plasma membrane. The coding region runs from base 82 to 3498 and encodes 1138 amino acids. The record is from RefSeq and is a predicted model, not a curated record.
GGAGGGGGGGUGUACGGUUCGCAGGCUCCAUGGGGGUCGGUCCUCUCCUUCUCCCCUAGUAUAAAUCCUCCGCCCAGGUGUAUGUGUGUGUGUGUGUGUGUCAGAGAGCCCCUGCGUGUCAUGGGAGUGUGUGUAGAGAAGGCUGGCGACGGGAGCCGAAGGGCAGGUGUCCUCCUGCUGUCUGUUCUCUGGGUCUGCGUGGUGGUCGGAGGCAGCCGCCCCCCUCACCCGCGCCCCGCCGGCCGGUUCGUGCUGGGGUUCCAGGCGCCCCUGAACGCCUCGUUCCCCUUCAGCGCGCGGCGCCUGGGCUCGGCCAUCACGCUGGCCGUGGAGAAGGUGAACGCCAACCCCGCCCUGCUGGGCAACCUGACGCUGGCCGUGGCCUUCAUGGACACCGACUGUGACGCCAAGGCCUCGCUGCGCGCCUUCAUCCAGAUGCAAUGGAACAGGAACAUCUCCGCCCUGUUUGGACCGCCGUGUCCCGAGGAGGCAGAGGUCACGGGGCUCCUCGCCUCCUCCUGGAACAUUCCGAUGUUUGGCUUCGUGGGCCAGUCACCCAAGAUGGACAACGCCGCCGUCUACGACACCUACAUCAAGGUGGUCCCCCCGCUCAAGAGGAUUGGUGAGGUCCUGGUCAAGACUCUGGACUUCUUCGGGUGGAACCAUGUGGCCAUGGUGGGGGGUGGCUCGGACUCCAACACGUGGGACAAGGUGGACGCGGUGUGGAAGUCUGUGGAGGAGCAGCUGAGGGAGAGGAAGGAGGUGAAGGCCGCGCUCAGGUUCGACUCCAGCAGCGAGGAGCUCAUCCAGAGGAACAUCAGACACGUGGCAACCGUCGCUAGGGUGAUCGUGGUGCUGAGCAAUGCUGAGGACUCCACUGCUCUGCUGAAGGAGGCCCAGAGGCAGGGGCUGAUGGGGGGGGAAUAUGUCUUCAUCCUGAUCCAGCAGUUUGAGGACAACUUGUGGAAGUGUGCCGUGGGUAGCGGCAGAGACCAGAGCUCCAUGAGGGCCUUCGACAUGGCCUUCGUCAUCGCCCAAAAGACCUACGAGGGCUACGAGUACUACGACUUCUUCGAGCAGGUCCACGCCAGGCUGACCGACGCCCCCUACUACAGCAACCUCACCUCGGAGGCAGAGGUGAGUCCUUACGCUGCCUACCUGCAUGAUGCAGUGCUUCUGUAUGCCAUGGGCCUGAAGGAGGUGAUAAACGACGGACUCGACCCACAAGACGGACGAGAACUGGUCAAGAAGCUGAAACACAAGGCCAACAUCAGGUUUCAAGGAGCAUCCGGACUGAUCCACUUUGACGAGGAGGGGGAGAGGAACGUGGACUACUCCAUCUUCGAUCUGCAACCUGUGGGAGACAUCAGCAAGUUUGUGUCCGUCCUCGACUUCGACAGUCAAGCAAAGUCCAUCAGGCCGACGCCCAGGUUCACGUCUGUGUUCUGGCCAAUGGGGAAGCCUCCUACUGAUGACCCGCUCUGUGGCUUCGACAACGAGCUCUGUGAAUGGCUCUACAGCGAUAAGGUGAUGGUGAUCCUAUUGGUGCUGCUGCCACUGGUGGGCGGGGCCGCCCUGCUCUUCAUCACUGUCCUCACCCUCCAGAAAGUCCGUCUCCAGGGGCGACUGGUCGAUGCUCGCUGGUGGCAGAUCAACCACAGCGACAUCACCACCAUCAAAGAGCCCAAGGGGUUCCCCAGUCAGUCGAUAAGCACCACCAUCAGCAAGAAUGGCAGUGGAGGCUCUCAGACUAUCAGCACCAAGGGACAGGAGCACAUCUACAUCACCAUCGGCCUCUACCAGGGGAACCAGGUAGCCAUCAAGUACUUGAAGAACCAGGCCCUGUCUGAUGUUAGGAAGCCCUCAGUGAUCCAGGAGUUUAACAUGAUGAGGGAGCUGAAGCAUGAGAACCUGGUGCAGUUCUUCGGGGUCUGCAUCGACCCCCCAGACGUAUGUCUGGUCAUGCAGUACUGCAGGAAAGGCAGCCUAAAGGAUGUCUUAAACUCGGAGGUGGAGCUGGACUGGAUGUUUAAGCUGUCCUUCACCUAUGACAUUGUCAAUGGCAUGGAGUAUCUGCACAAGAGCAGUCUGAAGUCCCACGGGAACCUGAAGUUGUCCACGUGUCUGGUGGACAGCCGUCUGCAGGUCAAGCUCUCCGGCUUCGGCCUCUGGGAACUGAAGCAUGGAUGCAAACACAGACUUGUUCCUGUGGACAACCCCUGCUUUGAGGACCUGUACUGGACGGCCCCAGAGCUCCUGAGGGAGGUGUACUUCCCCUUGAAUGGCACUCAGAAAGGGGACGUGUACAGCUUUGCCAUCAUCAUGAGAGAGAUCCUCUACAGCACAGACGAAGGUCCCUACCACGGCAUCAAACUGGAGCCCAAAGAGAUUACUCGCCAGCUCCGAGCCCCCCCGCCCAGCGGCCCCCUGCGCCCCAACCUGCCCCCCCAGGUGCUACCUGACCAGGUGCAGGGGGAGGGGCUUCUGGAGCUGCUGCAGGUGUGCUGGAGCGAGAACCCUGACCUACGACCCCCCUUCAGCACCAUCAGGAGACGAGUCAGAGAGGCCAGCCCCGACAGUCACACCAACAUCCUGGACAACAUGGUGAGCAAGCUGGAGAAGUACGCCAAUCACCUGGAGGAGGUAGUGGAGGACAGGACCAAUCAGCUCACAGUAGAGAAAGCCCGCGCCGACAAACUUCUCUCCACCAUGUUGCCAAGGUACAUAGCUGAGAAGCUGAUGGCGGGGCAGACCGUGGAGCCUCAGAGCUACAACAUGGUGACCGUCUUCUUCUCAGACAUCGUGGGCUUCACCUCCAUGUGUUCAGUCAGCUCGGCCAUGGAGGUCAUCGCCCUCCUCAACGACCUCUACACACUCUUUGAUGACAUCAUCACCAUCUACGACGUCUACAAGGUGGAAACGAUCGGCGAUGCAUACAUGGUGGCCAGUGGGCUCCCGAUCGUCAACGGCGACAAGCAUGUGGACGAGAUCUCCACCAUGGCCCUCCACUUCCUGGGCGCCAUCAAGCUGUUUAAGAUCCGCCACAUGCCCAACGAGAGGCUGGCGCUCAGGAUUGGCAUCAACUCAGGUCCUGUGGUGGCAGGGGUAGUGGGGACGUCCAUGCCCAGGUACUGUCUCUUCGGGGACACGGUUAACACGGCCUCCAGGAUGGAAAGCAACAGCCUGCCCCUGAUGAUCCAUAUCUCGCAGAGUACUGCAGACGUCCUGAUCAAGCUGGGGACCUUUAAACUGGAGGAGAGGGGAGACAUCGAGAUCAAGGGAAAGGGCAGUCAGAAGACGUUCUGGCUGAAGAGUAAGGAUGGGUUUGUGUUCCCCCCUAAAGACAGCCCCGGGCCCACCUGCUAUAAAACCACCCAUGAGGAUAAAAUGCCACCGAAGGCAGUGGACAGCAGAGACAGACCGAAGACCCAGCGCACUCAUUCCUUUGCCAAGAUGGCGGCCGACACGACGCUCGCCGUACCAAACAUAGACAUAUGAAGGUCUAUAUAUGUCUAUGGUACCAAGAGGUUUCCUACGGCUCCCUAAAGCACUGCACUGAACUCUACUGCCCCCUACUGGCGCCCCAUGUGGAGUGUGGUACCAGAUAAGG